Messenger RNA from Dunckerocampus dactyliophorus (ringed pipefish), 1093 nucleotides. RefSeq lists its product as uncharacterized. The transcript is spliced from 7 exons. Gene Ontology annotation, biological process: homophilic cell-cell adhesion. The record is from RefSeq and is a predicted model, not a curated record. Gene Ontology annotation, molecular function: ionotropic glutamate receptor binding. Lineage: Eukaryota; Metazoa; Chordata; Actinopteri; Syngnathiformes; Syngnathidae. Gene Ontology annotation, cellular component: cell-cell junction. The coding region runs from base 128 to 1042 and encodes 304 amino acids.
CUGACAGUGAGAGGUGAGGUGAGGUUGGCUGUGUCGCUCGAUGCAUUAAUCAUGCAUGCCUGGCUUUUUUGGCCACUAGUUAGUUAGUUAGGAAACAGGAGGGCAGCUUGUUCUUCACACUGCUUCCAUGGCUUCUUCUGGAGAAAGCACGCUAUGGACCACCCUGUGUGUGUGCUUCACCGCCCUGUACGCAAGUGCAGUGACGGUGACCGUGAGGGAGUCCACCAUCGAGGUGGUCCGAGGGGAUUUUGUCAUCCUGCCCUGCUCCUUCUUCACCUCCAGCCCCCUCUCCAGACUCAACAUCAUCUGGACACUCACCCCUUUCUCCAGCCCACAGGCCCCCAUUCAGGUGAUCGUGUAUGACCAUGGUCAGGUUAUAGAGGACCCCUCCCUCAUUGGCAGGGUGGCUUUCACAGGCAUCCCUUGGAGUGCAGACAUCAUCAUGAAUGACACGCGUGUGUCUGAUGCUGGGACCUAUCGCUGCAUGGUCAACAAUCCUCCAGAGACAGCAGAUGCUGGCAUAGGAGAACUGGUCCUCAGCGUGCUGGUGGCGCCCUCACUGCCAGCAUGCCACUGGGACGGAGACAUGGACACAGGAGGGAGUGUGAGGUUGUCCUGCGCCGUGGCCGAAGGCAUCCCUACACCGGAGAUCCACUGGGAUAAACUCAAUCCUGAGGAGAUUUCUCUUCCUAUCAACAUGGAGGACGAUCUGUCCGGCUGGGUCCAAAUUGUCAACGUGUCCUCUCAGACGUCCGGCCUGUAUCGCUGCUCCGCCUCCAACCUCCUGGGAACAGAGAACUGCUACAUCAACCUGUCCGUCUACAGUGCAGUGGCAGGCAAUUCCUCAGGGAUCCUACAGGGGGUGCUAUUGACACUGUCCAUGGCUCUGAUGCUGCUGGCCCUGCUGGUGCUCAUCCUGUGGCUUCAUCGCACGGGUCAGGAUGGACGAUGGAGGACCUCCAAGCAGGAAGAGGAGGAGGAGGAGGAAGGCUAUAAUGAGAUCCGCUACACUCCGUCACUGAUAAAGCGUUCCUUUGUUUGACCAAGAAGAAGGUCGCCAUUUUUUUUUAAAAAAUAAACACUCCAAAUUCUG